Sapajus apella (tufted capuchin) is the source of this 1663-nucleotide messenger RNA. It is a transcript of the gene PLA2G2E, whose product is annotated as phospholipase A2 group IIE. The coding region runs from base 1 to 552 and encodes 183 amino acids. Gene Ontology annotation, biological process: negative regulation of T cell proliferation; lipid catabolic process; phospholipid metabolic process. The transcript has 4 exons. Lineage: Eukaryota; Metazoa; Chordata; Mammalia; Primates; Cebidae. Gene Ontology annotation, molecular function: calcium ion binding; phospholipid binding. The record is from RefSeq and is a predicted model, not a curated record.
AUGGUCCUGCUCGAAAGGGGCCUGGUGCAUAGCAAGCACUGGGCCGGCGGCUUGGUUGUGUCUGAGUUUUCCACUCACCUGUGCAAGAGAAAUGCCUGCGAUCGGAUUUGGGGGGACAUCAGGGGAAGUUGGCUGCAGAGAGUGGGGCCCUCCCUCUCCACAGUGGCCCUGGCCACCGGGAACCUGGUCCAGUUCGGGGUGAUGAUCGAGAAGAUGACAGGGAAGUCUGCCCUGCAGUACAAUGACUACGGCUGUUACUGCGGCAUCGGAGGCUCCCACUGGCCGGUGGACCAGACUGACUGGUGCUGCCAUGCCCACGACUGCUGCUACGGGCGUCUGGAGAAGCUGGGCUGUGAGCCCAAACUGGAAAAGUAUCUUUUCUCUGCCAGCACACGUGGCAUUUUCUGCGCCGGCAGGACCGCCUGCCAGCGGCUGACCUGCGAGUGUGACAAGAGGGCUGCCCUCUGCUUUCGCGACAACCUGGGCACCUACAACCGCAAAUAUGCCCAUUACCCCAACAAGCUGUGCACCGGACCCACCCCGCCCUGCUAAGGCUGUGCUCAGCCUCCUCCCUGCCCCUCAAGGUCCCACCUCAAGCUGCUGUAGUCCCAGGCCUGGGGAACAUUGACGUCAAAGGUCCUCCCUCUGGAAAAUUCCCUUCCUGCAAACCCAUCCCUGCCUGAGAGUUCAGAGAUGUGGCCUGGACCAUCACUAGCCUCCCAGGCUACCCCUCCUCUGCAGAAAGAACCCUGCCCCAGGAGCCAUGGGCCCUUCAGCACCCAGGAGACUGUCACCCACUCCUGGGAUCUCAGCUCCCUCUUCUGAAUAAGUGAAUAAUGUUUUCCCAUAAUUCUAAUAUUCUUCGAUUCUUAGAUUCUAUCCAUCGUUCUAGGAUUUAAUUCCCUACAGUUUCAUCCAUUCAUUAUUUCUCUCAUCACCUACCUUGUGCCAACAAUGUGCUAAGCCCUGGAAUCAGUGGGAACAAGUCUGACACGGGUGGCCCCGCCUGCGAUUCCAGCAUCAAAUUCUCUUCAUUUUCCAUGACACUAAGUUUCUGUGACUCUCUUUUUCUAACAUCCUACAAUCUUAUUCAAGAUAAUGCAGUCUCUGGAAGGAAUAUUGCUGGCCAUAUGGUUUAAUGUGAAAAGCAUGAAAAAUACCAACCUAAAAAUAUUGUCCCCACUGUGUCAUCAGGCCUCAAAUCCCCCCCACUGGCAAAGAUUAAGAGUGAGAAGCAGCUUUAGAUCGUCUUAUCCACACCCCUUCUUUGAUAUACAGGCCCCUGGGGGCCAGAGAGGGGACGUUCUACCCGAGGGGGUGUCCUCACUCCCUCCCUGGCCCUUCGUUUCUUCACGACGUUGUCCUCAGCCACCCACGCUCUCGUAUGGCCGUGUUAGCCAGGCCUGCUGGUUGUCAUCUUGGAAAGACCAGCGUGUCCAGGGCAGUUCAGCUGUGAGGACACAGGAAGAGGAGGAGGAGAGUUCAACAUGGAGGGGCUGACUCCAAACUCCUGAUUCUGAAGCCGUGAAGAAUGUAGUGCACCCAAGGAUUCCCACCAGGAGGAAUGUAGCCUAUUCCGGAAGCAAUUUAUUUCAGCAGAUGUUACUUCCAAAGAUGGAAUUAUCUAUUAUACGCUGAUGAACUCUUAAGGGACUGGGAUUCG